This is a messenger RNA of Striga asiatica, 3004 nucleotides long. Lineage: Eukaryota; Viridiplantae; Streptophyta; Magnoliopsida; Lamiales; Orobanchaceae. The record is from the annotation of a GenBank genome assembly.
UCCGGUUUUCAGCAAGAGUUUGUUGGGAGAAAAAAGAAAGCUAGAGAGAGAAACUUUGUCAAAGGCAAACAAACGCCAUCGAGUGGCUUCUUUUCAUAUCUUCCCCGUUUGUUUAAUGUUAUUUUUAGCACACAUACUUUGCAAGCAAACUAAGCCCAACAACCAUUGAAAGGCUCUUUGGCAUACUUGCCGAGUUUUACUCUUGCUUGAUCUGGAUUAUCGAAGGUGGCAGAUUGUAGAAAACAGUAGAUUUUGCUGUUGUUGUGGUGGUGGUGGUUGUCUUAGAUGAGUCUUUCCUGAUGGAAUUUGUGGGUUUGUUGUGGAUUUCUUGAAUUAGGUUCUGAUUUAGGGUUUUAUUAAUUAAGGAAAAAAAAAGUUCCGGCCUUUGNCCUUUAUGUGGGUUUUUUUUAAGGGUUUCAUUGAUGUGAGCCUGUGAUCGAUUUUGGCCCGUUCUGAAGCUUUGUAUAUCGUUUUAUUUUGUUUUUGAGGCUUGAUUUGUUCUUUUGAGUUGAGUAAUUUAACUUUGAGUCAAUAGAGAUGUAUAUUGAGGAGCUGAAAGAGGGAGAUUCAGAGAGUGGUGAGCACCAAGUUUGUAGUGAUCUUUAUAAUAGCAGUGCUCUGGUUGUUUGGGACCCAAAAAAGGUUUUAGUUGGAGCCGGGGCCCGUGCCCUUUUCUAUCCGACAUUGUUAUAUAAUGUUGUUAGAAACAAGAUCCAGUCCGAGUUCCGGUGGUGGGAUAAGGUUGAUGAGUAUGUUUUGCUAGGAGCCGUUCCAUUUCCAACUGACGUGCCUCGCUUGAAGGCUCUUGGUGUAGGUGGCGUUGUUACCUUGAAUGAGCCAUACGAGACAUUAGUCCCGACGUCAUUAUAUCAUGACAAUAGCAUUGAGCAUUUGGUGAUUCCCACCCGUGAUUAUCUUUUUGCUCCAUCACAUGGGGAUAUAUGCCUGGCUGUCGAGUUUAUUCAUGACAAUGCACUGUGUGGCAAAACUACAUACGUUCACUGUAAGGCUGGCCGAGGGCGUAGCACUACAAUUGUUCUGUGUUACCUGGUUAAACACAAGCAAAUGACCCCUGAAGCUGCAUUCGAGCACGUGAGGUCCAUUAGGCCAAGGGUGUUAUUGGCCUCUUCCCAGUGGCAGGCUGUUCAAGAUUAUUACCAUGGAGUCAACAAAGCUGAUACCGAAGCUUAUGCAGACAAUUUACUCAUUGAUUUCCCCACCAAAGUCGUUGAACAAGAUGAUUUUGACGAGAAUUCGUUGGUGGUAAUAACUGAAUCAGACCUUGAUGGAUAUGAUGAGGAAAAAAACCAUGGCUGUGACUCGACAGGUAAGAAGAUGCUGGCCGAAGUAAACCUCGCGUGCAAAGUUCAUUUCGCCAGUCAAGCAGCAAUUUCCAGGCUCUCGUGCCUAUGGGUGACGGGACAGAAAGUGUCGAGAAAGAAGCUCUCGAGCAAUGUUACAAAUGGCCGAAUCGGGACAAUGGGUGUUGAUAUCCAUGGCUUUUUCAGCCUUUCUUGUACAAUUGCCAAAGAAAGCGUUUGGAAUGCGGUGACUUGCGAUCGGAGUUUUUUUCGGUCGAGUCGGGAAGGCACAAUCCGGUUUUGUGCAGUGUACAAGACAUGCGUUUCUGUUUCAAGAUAUCCGGGUCAUGGAUCGUGUUAUGCUCAGCCGAGACCAUUGUUAGUUGCUGGCCCGCUCCAUAAUAUGGAGCUUGGCAGAGAACAGGCUAAAGGCUCGAUUCACUUUGGUUUAGACGAGAAAUUAAAGAAAAGAGUUUUGCUCACCUUUCUGGUUGGACCAAUCAUGUGGCCAACAUUAGCGUCUUUCGGGAAGACUAAGAAAGAAAACCCGUAUAAUGAAAGACGCAUUCUCGAGCAGAACAAGCGGAUUCAGAGGGAGAAUAACGUGCCUGAUGAAUUUCCUAAUUUUGUUAGAGAAGGUUUUACCGUUAAAGUGGUGACAUCGGAAAACUAUGUCACGCGCGACUCGGGUCUUAUUUUGUGGGACAUUGCAGUUGGUCAAGGCGAAUGCCCAAAGGCUGGUCAGCAGGUGAUAUUUCACUAUGUCGGUUACAAUGAGUCCGGGCGGCGUAUAGACAGCACUUACAUACAAGGUUCCCCUGCCAAAGUUCGGCUGGGCAAUAAUGCUUUGAUUCCAGGGUUCGAGGAAGGGCUUAGGGACAUGAAGCCCGGAGGAAAACGGAGAUUAAUUAUUCCCCCAGAGCUUGGACCCCCGGUAGGACCUUCCACUUUCUUCAGCUCCAAGCAGUUUGAAGUAUUUGAUGUAGAACUGCUGAGCAUUCAAGAUUGCACGAGGCGGACUAUCGGAUUUUAUUCCGAUGUUGUCUGCAGUUGAGCAAGAUGCCAUCCAGAUUUUUUCUCUUGUCAAGUGCUGUUAGAAACAUCGAGCGAUGCACUUGAAAAAGUUCGAAUACACUGAGCCUAAAGGGGGAAUUAGAUUAAUAAUUUAUUUGUUUCGCUGUGUCGUAAUGUAGCUACUAUCAGUACAUGCUUUUUACACAAACAGAUAAAAACUUCAAUGUCUAAGUGCUAAAAUCAGUCCGAAAUUCUAGGGACGGCUGAUUUUUUGUUCUGUCCUCCAAGAAGAUGAUCAGACUUGAACUUCAUCCUCGGACGAGCCCUAAAAGAAUAAUAGAUAGCAGAAAAUUCAAGGUCAGGGCAAUCUUGAAGGUCAAUGGAACUUCACUAGCAAAAACUCCAUUUCCCUCUGAAAAUUCUUUAAUUGCACAGCAACAAGUGCAUACUUAGACAACCAAAAAUGAUUUUGAUACAUAGACACUGCAUAACAUUAUGUAGCUAAAAAUUUGUUCAAAAGUGCUCAUAGUUCAGAAAUACCAACUCAAUCCUCAAAAAAACCAAGCAAAAAAAAUAUCAAGAACUCCAGAAUUGAUAGUAAAAAAUGUAAAACACAAUUUUUUAAGAGGGGUUUUGGCAAAUGGAAAAAAUCGUGAGCUUGUACAACAAGUGCCAGUGGUAAGUUAUCA